Capsaspora owczarzaki ATCC 30864 is the source of this 776-nucleotide messenger RNA. RefSeq lists its product as hypothetical. Gene Ontology annotation, biological process: lysosome organization; lysosome localization; endosome to lysosome transport. The record is from RefSeq and is a predicted model, not a curated record. The transcript has 2 exons. The coding region runs from base 64 to 582 and encodes 172 amino acids. Lineage: Eukaryota; Filasterea; Ministeriida; Capsasporidae. Gene Ontology annotation, molecular function: SNARE binding. Gene Ontology annotation, cellular component: BORC complex; BLOC-1 complex; synaptic vesicle.
CAUGAAUCCCUUCGUCUCAGCUUAAGCUUCUGUUCUCACUCUCUUCUCUUUUCUUGGUUGAACAUGGCUGAAGCGUCGAUUGUCAGCGCCACUGCCGCCGCGCCGCAGCUGAGCCAGCCGAGCAGUGAUCCGACCGCCGUGCUCGCCUCCGGACUGUUCCAGCUGCUGCUGCCCGUUGUCGAGCAGCUCGAGUCCAGCGUCGACGGCGUCCAGACUGCCCAGACCGCGCUCAAGACGAACAUUGAAUCGCUCAUGACUGAGCUGCGGCAGUUCAACGAGGUCAAUGCAGCCACCCAACCAGUCAAUCUCGACGUUUACAUCAAGAAGCUCAUCACUGCGCGGCGACGAGUGACCACAGUGAGCAACACGCUGGGCGAGACACAAGCUCGCAUCCAGCGGCUGCAGCAAUCUAUUGCAAAGGAGCAAAAGCGCAAGAAGGAGACGCUCGACGCAGUCACCAUCCAAGCCGCUGCUGCCGCUGCCACAGGUCAAACCAAGGGCUUUACUGCUCCUGCGACCCAGCAGCAACCCGAAUCCUCGUCCGUGCCACCCUCGCCGAUGCAAGGGAUGGCAUCCCCAUGACCCGUCGGCCGUGGGAAUGAUUGAGAUUUCAAUGUGUGCAGUCGUUGCUCGUUCAACGUGUGUAAUGUUCCUUUUUGGUUUCCGUUGGAUGUCUUACUUGUUGCAAGAGGAUGCCGCAAUACAGGACAAUUCCGAGGACGCGUUCAGGAGCAUGCAAUAACAGGAGGAUUUAUGGAAAAAGAAAACAAAACAAC